Molecule: messenger RNA, 636 nt
Organism: Penicillium psychrosexuale
Lineage: Eukaryota; Fungi; Ascomycota; Eurotiomycetes; Eurotiales; Aspergillaceae
Exons: 4
Coding region: 1-636 (211 amino acids)
Source: RefSeq, a predicted model, not a curated record
AUGGUGUUCUAUUUCACAUCGAAUGUCGUUGAGCCCUCCGCCUUUAUUUAUGUCGGCAAGGACAAAUUCGAGAACGAGGAACUCAUAAAAUAUGGAUUGGACAAUGAUUUCCACGUCGACAAUUUGUCAAGUGCACACGUCUACGUACGCCUUCGAGAAGGCGAAACAUGGGACAACAUCGCCGCGCCGCUUCUAGAGGACUGCGCCCAGCUCACGAAAGCGAACUCCAUUGAAGGAAACAAGAAGGACAACAUUACCAUUAUCUACACACCAUGGUCAAACCUAAAGAAAGACGGGUCAAUGGCGGCCGGUCAAGUCACAUUCCACAAUCACAAGCUGGUCCGCAAGGUCUAUGUCAAGCAGCGGGAGAACCCAAUUGUCAACCGGUUGAACAAGACCCGAGUUGAGAAGUACCCCGAUCUCCGAGCCGAGAAGGAAGAGGACACGAAGAAGAAGCAGCGCGGUGAUCGCAAGGCCCGAGAUGAACAGCGUGUGAAGGAAAAGAAGAAGCAGCAAGAGUAUGAACAGCUCAAGUGGCAGAAAGAUCAUGCAUAUGAUGAUAUGUUCACGGAAGAGAACCUGGAGGCCAGCAACAACCAGGACCGUGAUGAGGAUUUCCUCGACGACUUCAUGUGA